CCUAUUAAAUCCUACUGCUACUAAUCCAAUAGAAAUGGCUGUUUUCUCUAUUUCCAAGUUGUCACUUCUAAUCUUUUUCUCUAUCUCCCUCCUGGCCUGCACCUCAUUCGCUCGCGAUCAUUCGAUCGUGGGAUACUCUUCAGAUGACUUGACUUGCAUUGAUAAGCUCAUUAAUCUUUUUGAGCAUUGGAUGGAUAAACAUGGCAAGAUUUAUAAGAGCAUUGAAGAGAAGUUGCAUAGGUUUGAGAUUUUCAAGGAUAAUUUGAAGCAUAUUGAUGAGACGAAUAAGAUAGUUAGUAACUAUUGGCUUGGUCUAAAUGAGUUUGCUGAUUUGAGUCAUGAUGAGUUCAAGAAAAUGUAUUUAGGACUCAAAGUUGAUAAUGAAUUGCUUAACAAAAGAGAAAAAUCUCAGCAAGAAUUUGCAUACAGAGAUUUUGUGGAUUUGCCAAAGUCUGUUGAUUGGAGAAAGAAAGGUGCUGUCACUCCUGUUAAGAACCAGGGUCAAUGUGGUAGUUGUUGGGCAUUCUCAACAGUAGCGGCAGUAGAGGGAAUUAACCAAAUAAAGACAGGGAAUUUGACAUCGUUGUCGGAACAAGAGCUCAUAGACUGUGACACAACAUACAACAAUGGUUGCAAUGGAGGCCUAAUGGAUUAUGCUUUUCAAUUCAUCAUCUCUAAUGGAGGUCUUCAUAAAGAAGAUGAUUAUCCUUACCUUAUGGAAGAAGGAACUUGUGAUGAAAAAAGAGAUGAAUCUGAGGUGGUGACAAUUGAUGGAUAUCAUGAUGUACCAGCCAAUGAUGAACAAAGUCUAUUGAAAGCACUUGCAAACCAACCUUUAAGUGUGGCUAUUGAUGCUUCUGGCAGAGAUUUCCAAUUCUACAGUGGGGGUGUAUUUGAUGGGCAUUGUGGAACAGAGUUAGAUCAUGGGGUUGCAGCAAUUGGAUAUGGAACCACAAAAGGAGCAGAUUAUAUCAUUGUUAAGAAUUCUUGGGGACCAAAAUGGGGAGAGAAAGGUUUCAUUAGAAUGAAGAGAAAUACAGGCAAAGCUGAAGGCAAAUGUGGCAUUAACAAGAUGGUUUCUUUCCCAGUCAAAAAGAAGUGAAAUUUCCACCUUCCAAUUUCCAAAUGUAUUUUCUAAAUGUUUUAUUUCUGAUUGAAGUAUGUUGUUAUCUUUUGAUUAAUCCAGUAAUAAUAUACUAAAACAUUCUAUGUACGAUGUAACGUUUUUAUUGAAUUAAUAUUGGUUGUUCUUGUUUCUUUA
Molecule: messenger RNA, 1261 nt
Organism: Nicotiana attenuata
Lineage: Eukaryota; Viridiplantae; Streptophyta; Magnoliopsida; Solanales; Solanaceae
Product: cysteine protease XCP1-like
Exons: 4
Coding region: 35-1102 (355 amino acids)
Cellular component (GO): lysosome
Molecular function (GO): cysteine-type endopeptidase activity
Source: RefSeq, a predicted model, not a curated record